ACCAAUCAACCGGGAGCCAACAAGGAAGAGACAUGCUAGGGCUGGGCAACAUCCCGAGCCUCACCGAGCUGCUUCCCCUCACUGACUACGCCGCUCCAUGCAGCGGCCCAAGUUACCAGUAUAUCCCGGAUAACUGGUACUCUCAAUGAAACCCAGGUUUACUUCAUGCGGACUUUUGCUAAUAUCUCCGCUCAAUGUCUAAUACGACACGGAUCCCCUUCUCAUCACUCUCUGAGAGGGUAGUCUCCGCCAAUGAUAUUCUGACGAUUCCCCGGUCAGUACAAACCCCUAGUUAGGAAGCCUAUCAUCGUCUAGGUAUCCUACAUCGUGCAAACAAUGUACUUCGUACAGUAAGCUAUCUAAAGGAGGGGAUGCUUCAAGGGUUACAUCUGAGCAUCAUAUGAUGUUGUGUUUAGACAGGCAUUGUACGCCCUGAGAGGGGCUCGAAGGAUUUGUGUCGUUGCCAAUUGGCCUUGAUCAUAACCAUGGACCUGGAUGAAGCUUUCAUUGGCGGCUUCACGCGGGAAGCAUAGGAGGAGGUGUGUGAACUAUUGCAUAUUGGCCAUCUUCCCCGCUCGCCUGGGUAUAUGUUGUUGCAAAGAUGCCGGACCUCGAUGGAAUAUAUAUAGGGUUAUCUUCGCUACAAAAUUCUCGAUCUAUUGUGUGAAAUUGAGGCAGAUCAGCACAGGGAAACCCAGGUGCCAAUAUGAGUCCACUACCAGAGGAGUUCGAUAUCAUUGUUUGCGGCGGUGGGAGUUGUGGGUGUGUCGUUGCGGGCCGACUAGCAAAUCUCGACCACAAUCUCAAGGUUCUUCUUAUCGAAGCAGGAGAGAGCAACCUUAACAAUCCAUGGGUCUUCCGCCCGGGUAUUUACCCCAAGAAUAUGAAGAUUGACUCAAAGACGGCAUCUUUUUAUGAAUCUCGUCCGUCAAAAUGGCUCGCUGGCAGAAAGGCUGUUGUACCCUGCGCUCAUAUUUUGGGGGGAGGUUCCUCGAUUAACUUUUUGAUGUACACUCGUGCCUCAGCUUCCGACUAUGACGACUUCCAGGCUAAGGGCUGGACGACGAAGGAGCUGCUGCCUCUUAUGAAGAAGCAUGAGACAUACCAAAGAGCUUGCCAUAACAGGGACCUUCACGGAUUUGAAGGACCAAUCAAGGUAUCCUUUGGAAACUACACAUAUCCCAUUAAAGACGACUUUCUGCGAGCUGCUGAGUCCCAAGGCAUACCAUUUGUCGAUGAUCUGGAGGAUUUAAGCACAGGCCAUGGUGCCGAGCAUUGGUUGAAAUGGAUUAAUCGUGAUACUGGCCGUCGCAGUGACAGCGCUCACGCCUACAUCCAUUCCACCCGAGCCGUUCACAGUAACCUCUAUCUCGCAUGUAAUACCAAGGUUGACAAAGUUAUUAUUGAGAACGGUCGCGCUGUGGCAGUCCAGACUGUGCCUACCAAGCCCCUUCACCCAGGGGAGCUGAAGCCAAGGAUCUUCAGAGCUCGCAAGCAGAUUGUUGUCUCUGGAGGAACUCUAUCGUCGCCAUUGAUUCUGCAGCGUUCUGGCAUCGGUGACCCUCUUAAGCUGAGGCAAGCGGGCGUUGAGCCUAUCGUCGACCUUCCUGGCGUCGGCCUCAACUUUCAGGAUCAUUACCUUACCUUCUCAGUUUAUCGCGCCAAGCCAGGAACAGAGAGCUUUGAUGACUUUGUCAGGGGUGAACCUGAGGUGCAGAAGAAGGUGUUUGACCAGUGGGACUUGAAGGGCACAGGGCCACUGUCCACUAACGGAAUUGAAGCUGGAGUCAAGAUACGCCCGACCGAGAAAGAGCUGAAGGAAAUUGCCAAGUGGCCAACCCCUCAUUUCACCGACGGGUGGAAGUCAUACUUCAAGGGCAAGCCCGACAAGCCGGUCAUGCAUUACUCAGUCAUUGCUGGUUGGUUCGGUGACCACAUGCUUAUGCCACCUGGAAAUUUCUUCACAAUGUUCCACUUCUUGGAGUACCCGUUCUCUCGUGGUUUCAUCAACAUCAAGUCGGCGGAUCCCUACGAAACGCCCGACUUCGACACCGGAUUCAUGAAUGAUGAGAGGGACAUGGCUCCAAUGGUCUGGGGUUAUAUCAAGUCUCGAGAGACAGCUCGCCGCAUGGAUGCCUAUGCGGGCGAAGUGCAAAACAUGCACCCAUUCUUCAACUACGACUCGCCGGCCCGCGCCAAUGACAUGGACCUGGAGACGACGAAGCAAUACGCACUUCCCGGAAACCUGAGCGCCGGUCUUCAACACGGUAGCUGGAGCGUGUUCAACCCCAGUGCAGACAAGACGGCCUCUGCCAACAUCCUCAACAGCAACAAGGCGAACGUCAGAGAGGAAUUGAAAUAUAGUAGCGAGGAUAUCAAGGCAGUCGAAGAAUGGGUUAAACGACACGUCGAGAGUACAUGGCAUUGUCUAGGUACCUGCUCGAUGGCGCCCCGGGAGGGUAACAGCAUCGUCAAGUACGGUGUUGUUGACGAGCGUCUCAACGUACACGGUGUCAAGGGCCUCAAGGUUGCGGACCUCAGUAUCUGUCCGGACAACGUCGGCUGCAACACGUACUCAACCGCUCUGCUCAUCGGCGAGAAAUGCGCGAUGCUCGUCGCCGAGGAUCUCGGGUACUCGGGCGCGGCACUUGACAUGAAAGUUCCGGAUUACCACGCCCCUGGCGAGGUCAGACUUUCAGCCCGGCUUUAAAGAAAGCACUUGUAUAAUGGUGACUAGGUAGGGAUGUUUGCAGGGUAUUGUUGGAGAUGAGGAAGGUGAGGAUGGUUAUGUAGGUAAGCACUUGCGCUUACGAUGUCAGAAUGACUCUGGCGAUGUCUCACUUAUGAUUUGAUGUAUGUUGUGUAUUCAACUAUUUGAAUGAAGUUUUCUUUCUCCGUCCGAGCGUACAAUUCUAUAUGCUGCGAGUUUUAGGUUGUAGUCAAGCUACCUGCCACGGGUAUCAGAAACCUAGAACGAUGUCGUAUUGUCUUUCAUUGGCAUUGUCUGGGUGUAUUAAAGGCUCAUAGAAGACCUACCCAGAUCCCAAUGAGAAGGGCAUCGUUGU
Messenger RNA from Xylaria bambusicola, 3065 nucleotides. Its product is annotated as GMC oxidoreductase-domain-containing protein. Gene Ontology annotation, molecular function: flavin adenine dinucleotide binding; oxidoreductase activity, acting on CH-OH group of donors. The coding region runs from base 707 to 2710 and encodes 667 amino acids. The transcript is spliced from 12 exons. Lineage: Eukaryota; Fungi; Ascomycota; Sordariomycetes; Xylariales; Xylariaceae. The record is from RefSeq and is a predicted model, not a curated record.